This is a messenger RNA of Fusarium vanettenii 77-13-4, 1011 nucleotides long. RefSeq lists its product as uncharacterized. The transcript has a single exon. Bases 1 to 1011 code for a protein of 336 amino acids. Lineage: Eukaryota; Fungi; Ascomycota; Sordariomycetes; Hypocreales; Nectriaceae. The record is from RefSeq and is a predicted model, not a curated record.
AUGUCUCGCUACGCUACAGCGCACGCAUGGGCAAACCUUGCCGGCGUGGGGGAUGCCCGCCCGACCGCCCAACAAAUCAUCCGCGACUGCAAUAAAGAAGACGGUCUCGCAGGCAAAGUCAUUCUCGUCACCGGCGUCUCCUCCGGCAUAGGCGCGGCCUCUGCUAUCGCCCUGGCCUCUACCGGCGCAACUGUCUUCGCCGCCGGGCGGAGCAUCCCCAGAGCCAAAGCCGCCCUGGCUGCUGUCGCAGACUCUCCUCGCGUGCACUUCCUGGAGCUGGACCUGUCUUCGCAGGCCAGCGUCAAGGCUUUCGCCGCAGAGUUCUUGAAGCAGUCGGGAGGCAGAAUCAAUAUCCUGCUGAACAAUGCGGGCGGCAUCAUGGCAGACUACAAGAAGACGGUAGAUGGCGUGGAGAGUCAGUUUGCCAUCAACUAUCUAAGCCCAUUCCUGCUCUUUGCGCUCCUAAAAGACGCUCUCCUUUCCAGCGCCACGGACGAGUUCCCCAGCAGAGUCAUCAACGUUACAAGCAGCGGCCACCGCAACAGUGGCAUCCACUUCGACAACCUCACCCUCGAAGGCGAAUACAGCUCAGCCGCCGCGUACGGCCAAGCCAAGACUGGAGGGAUAUACAUGGCAAGCGAAAUCGAGCGCCGAUACGGCUCGCAGGGCCUCCACGCGUGGAGCGUGCACCCCGGCGCCAUCCUUGAAUCCGCUUUCCUGACCAACAGCGGGUGGAAUCAGGCAUCCAUUGAGCAGAUGACCGGGGGCUGGCCAACUAAAGUCUUCAAGUCCAUCGAGCAGGGAGCCGCGACGCAGGUUUGGGCGGCUAUAAGUGAUGAUGUUUUGGCGGACGGGGUGACGGGCAGGUACUUGGAGGACGUCUCGGUUUCAAAGCCAAAGGAUGAGACGGACUGUCCAGGUCUAAAGGGCUACGUUGAGCACACGUAUGAUCAGGGCAACGCCACACGCCUGUGGGAGGUCAGUGAGGGACUGGUUGGACUUAAGGCCUAG